AUGUCCAACAAUGUCACCGCCGCGACCUCGGCGGUGCCUGCGCUGGAUAACUCGUUUGGGGCUAUUCUGAUCGGAACUUGCAUUGGUCUCAUGAUGUACGGGGUAUCGUCAAACCAGAUGUUCCGUUACUUCCGUAUCUAUUCCGGAGACAAGGUCUAUCUUCAAGGCACGGUCGUUUGUCUCUUCGCGCUAGACACCUUUCACUCUAUCGCAUGCAUCCAUGCAUCAUAUCAUUAUCUGGUCACCAACCAUUCUCAGCCUCAAGUGCUGCUCGUCGGUGUAUGGUCUAUUAGAGUCUUGGCUCCGGUCACUGGAGUUACCGUGCUCGGAGCCCAGUCCUUUUACGCUCGAAGGGUCUAUCGUAUUGGGUCUGGCUACGCUCUUGUGGUGGCCCCUAUUGUGCUUUGCAUGCUGGGAACUGGCGGUUUCACAACGGCCGCUAGCUACGAGAUCUUUGCACAAGAGACGUUCGCCAAGUUUGAGCAUUACACGUGGCUCAUGUCUGGCGGGUUCGCGUUUUCGCUGGCCACUGAUGUGCUACUCUCCGUGACUUUGAUUGUCUUUCUUAUGCGGAGUCGUACCGUGUUCAAAAGCGCCCUCAGCCUUGCAUCACUAGUCUUCGGUCUAUCGCAACCGGAAAACAUGAUUUACAUUGCGAUCAACAUGCUCGCCACAAAAUCCUACGUUAAUGCCGUGCUCGCCGUUGUCAACUCCCGUCGCUCUAUCGUAGAGUUCACGCGGGAGACUGGUGGCUUCGGCACCUUCGGUCUGACCACGCAGCAGCAAAUAUCUCAACGUAUUCCAGCGCGGGUGGAGACUUUCCGAGUAUCGGAUGUGCAGAGGGACGUCAUUGACGUCCACUGGAACAUGCAGCCUCAGAACAACGUGCCAAUGAAAGAUCACGGCGUUCAGUGGACGCAGAACGACAGCAUAGUUUGA
Messenger RNA from Dichomitus squalens LYAD-421 SS1, 939 nucleotides. RefSeq lists its product as uncharacterized. The transcript has 19 exons. Bases 1 to 939 code for a protein of 312 amino acids. The record is from RefSeq and is a predicted model, not a curated record. Lineage: Eukaryota; Fungi; Basidiomycota; Agaricomycetes; Polyporales; Polyporaceae.